AUGAAGUUCACUGGUUUUACCCUUUCUCUAGCUCUGACCAGCAUGGUCUCUGCUGCGGCUAUCCCUGCCCUUCCUGGCACCGACGGCGUUGUCGGUGGUCUCGAGGGUGCUGCCGAGGGUAUUGUCGCUGGUGUUGCUGGCGGCCACCUCAGGCGCCAACUUGAGGUCGUCCAGCCCGUCACUGAAGGUGUGGCAAGCUCCCUGAACGGAGGCACCGGCAUUGUUGGCAGUGCUGUUGGUACAGUUGAGAGUACUGGCCAGGGCGCCGUGGGUACCGCCGAAUCCACCGUUUCUGGCACUUUGGGCGGUGUCAAGCGUCAGCUGGCUGCGGUUCAGCCCGUCACCGAAGGUGUUGCUAGUUCAUUGAACGGCCGCACUGGCAUCGUUGGGAGCGCUGUUGGAACUGCCGAGAGCACCGGGCAAGGUGCCGUUCGUACUGCCGAGAGCACAGUUGGUGGUGUUAGACAUGUCAAGCGCCAACUCGAGGUCGCCCAGCCCGUCACUGAGGGCGUUGCCAGCUCGUUGAACGGCGGUACUGGCAUUGUUGGCAGUGCUGUUGGUACGGCUGAGAGCACUGGUCAGGGUGCAGUUGGUACUGUUGAGAGCUUCGUCGCCGGUGUUGGAUCUGCUGCCAAGCGCCAGCUGGGUAAUCUCCCCGCAACUGCUUCUCAGACCGGUACCGAUCUCCUUGCGGGCCUCUCUGGCAACCCCAGUGGCAUCUACGGCGCUCUCGCCAACCUCCAGAUGCUCGUCAACGCUGGCGAGAUCUCUCCCAGUGACAUCUCAAACAUGCCUGCUGCUGUCCAGCGUGUCAUUGCCAACCUUGCCGUCGCAUAA
Penicillium daleae is the source of this 837-nucleotide messenger RNA. RefSeq lists its product as uncharacterized. The coding region runs from base 1 to 837 and encodes 278 amino acids. The transcript is spliced from 3 exons. The record is from RefSeq and is a predicted model, not a curated record. Lineage: Eukaryota; Fungi; Ascomycota; Eurotiomycetes; Eurotiales; Aspergillaceae.